Molecule: messenger RNA, 1362 nt
Organism: Oldenlandia corymbosa var. corymbosa
Lineage: Eukaryota; Viridiplantae; Streptophyta; Magnoliopsida; Gentianales; Rubiaceae
Source: the annotation of a GenBank genome assembly
GUUUUCUUAAAAAAUGUCUCUUUAAUUUGAUUUAAAUUAACUUUCCUGAAUUUAAGGUUCUUACUUUUAUUCGGGCAACAGGGCAGAGUGCCCCAAAAAAUUUUCUUUAUUAGCCUCCUUAUAAACCCUAAGUAACAAAAAACUUUAAACCCUUUCUUUUUUAGUCCCUUCACCUAGUCUCUUCACCUCCCGCCUCUCCAAUUGAUAUUCACUCCCCUUUCCCAAAAAAUGCUUACUUCUCAUUAGGAAAUAAAGCCCUUUGAAUGAUUUUGUUCUGGGUGGUUGUUAGAAAUUCGAUUCACACCAAAAUAUUACUUUUUCUGAUCAAGUUAUUGGAGCCCAACUGAAAAACUUCCAUGUAAAAGCAUCUACGUUGAUAUAAUUAUUGAUUCGAAUUAGUAAUUUUCAGAGUUCAAAUUUGAGGUCAAAUUGAAGAAAUCAGUAAUGGGUCCGACGUGCAAGAGAAGAACGACAAGGAGCAGCAGCAUAAGAAAAUCGACGGCCAGGAUUGCUACCAUUCAAAAGAAGAAAGCGGUUUCGCAAAAGUCGUCGACAAAAAUGGCGGAAUCUCCGGCGACGGCGGCUGCUCUUCAAAAUCAACCGUGUAAUAACAUCGCAACUCCCAGAAAGAGCUCCGACAUCAUUUCUAUUUCUACAUCCACAAUCGAAGAUGACUAUGAUUUUGUUCAAAUGUCGGAAAAAUCACCGGAUUAUUGCAGCCCUUGUACGACGCCGAGGUCGGAGAAAUUUCGCAUCCCGGAGAUUCAAACUUGUCCUCCGGCACCAAAGAAACAAAGGGUCACUAAUUAUUCGACGUUAACUCGAAGGCCGAUAGCUUUUUUCGCUCCGCCGGAUGUGGAACUGUUCUUCUUUGUCGCCUUACGGGAUAUUCCGGCAGCUUGAAGUAAGGAAAAAAAAUGAAAGAUUAAUUAAUCAUGACUUGAAUUAGGCCUUUGAUUAGUGGUUUUUUUUUUAAUAGAUUGCCCCAAUUUAAAAUAUAUCUAAGUGUGAGAAUUGUGUGCUUUUUUGAGUGUUUGAUUCUUAGAAGAAGAAGAAGUAGCAUUAGAUUUUGGGGCUUUUGGUAUUUUUUUCUCUGUUAGGCUUUUUGUUUUUGUGUAGAGUAUACUACUAAUAAGAUAAACUUUUUUUAGGGACUUUUUCUUUCAAAUAGUUUCUCUUUAGAGGAUUGGUGGGGGGUUUUGGGGUACCCCUCUUAUGAUCCGACUUUAUAAGUGUGUGGUUGAUUAUAUAUGUACUCAUUCCACCAAUUAGGAGGUUUAAGAAUGCAAUAUUGAUCCAUGGUUGUGAUCAUCAUGUGUUCCUUAAUUUUCUGUAUAAAUCAUAUUUAGAUUGUUUGUCGUA